AUGGGGAACACUAUGAGCUGCUUCGAGAGGUGGGGGAAACGUACCCCAGAUGGCCCACUUCUACAAAUAAAGCAAAACACCCUGGGCUAUCCGAGCGGCAUUAUUGAAGCCACUUCGAGCGCGUCGACAGCUUCUACUCAGUCGACAACAGCGGGAACAACGAGUCCAACUCCAGCGCCAGGAAGCGCGUUCGCCACCACAGUGGCUGUGGAACGCCCCUCGCGACGGCGUCAGACGUAUAGCUCGAAAUCGAGGAAGAGUGACACAGAAAUUUCAAGCAUGGAAGAAUUGUCUGAUGAGACGGAGUCGGAGGACAACGACGCGGUCAGUGCGAGCGACAUCCGUAUGAAAAAGGUCAUGCAGUACAGGCGUGCGCUCACGAAGGUGGUCAAGCUGAAAACGCAUCUCUUUUCCGAGACAGUGAAGGUGACGUGCAGCAAAGAUGGAGAACAGAUCCAGUGGUUCAAGGGCAAAUCUGCUAGCGGACCGCAAGACAGAAAAAAACCCUCUGGAUUCUUCCCGGUGGACAAGAUUACGUCCGUCAAAUCUCAAGCUGACAACACGAAGGCGCUGGUGAUCACCGUCAAUAACCCACAGCCGUCGACGUAUAACUUCACCUUCAAGACCCCGUCCGAGCGUGAGAGCUGGCAAGAUCAGGUCCAGUCCCUGAUGAAGUUCAUGGCGAUGAAAUAA
Messenger RNA from Besnoitia besnoiti, 693 nucleotides. RefSeq lists its product as uncharacterized. Lineage: Eukaryota; Apicomplexa; Conoidasida; Eucoccidiorida; Sarcocystidae. The record is from RefSeq and is a predicted model, not a curated record. Bases 1 to 693 code for a protein of 230 amino acids. The transcript has 5 exons.